AUGCCAACCAGAGUCAAUUCAUCUAAUUUAACAUCUGUCAGCAAUAAUAAUGAUGUCAGCAGUGUUAUUCUCAACAACCCUGCCAAUAAUACAAAUAUCAAUAGUGGUUUAUCAUUUCCUAGAGUAUUACCAAAUAUUCCAGUAUUCACAAUUCUUUCUUUUAUUUUUUACAAUGGCUGGCUUAAGGUAGCUGAGUCACUUGUUUCACCGUUCGGUUUAGAUGAUGAUGAUUUUGAAGUUGUUCCAUUGUUGGAAAGGAAUUUAAAUACAAGUUUAUAUUUUGUAGAUACAUGUAUUUCCGAUUCGAAUUUAAUUCCUGAAUUAGUCAAAUCUGGUUGUAAAAUCGAUAUUGAAACUGAUGAUGAUGAUCAUACUGAUGGUACUGCUGUCAGUGAUUCAGAUUAUUAUAGUCGACUUAAUAUCCCUGGUAGUCGUCAAAGGAGAAUUAGUACAAAGUCAAAAGAUGGUGUUAGUCGAAGAGGCAGUUUUCUGUCACCUUAUUCGUAUGAUGAAAAUGAUCUAUCAACACCUCAUACUUUUGAAUCACCUAUGGAUAAUGAAUCACCUUGGCCUGAAUUACCACCUACUCGUCAACGUAAACCGUCACAUACAGCUUUUAUUGGAUCAUUGGAAGUAGCUGAAGCUACAAAAGAAGGUAAUUUAAAUUUUUCUCCUUCACUGCACUCUUUAACACCUGAUCAACAGAGUCCACAUUUACAUCCUGAUACAUUAAUUACUUCAGUAGGAUCAUCAUUUCACCGUUUAGGAUCCAAAAUUAAGAAAUUUUCAUUCAGUCGAUCAAAUACUCCAGUUAUUCACGAAUUAAACAAUCUUAAUACAGAAAUCCUAAGUUCAAAUCGUUCAGAUAGUGUUGCAUCAAGUGAAGAUAAAUUUAAUUCUAAAGAUGCUUAG
Molecule: messenger RNA, 912 nt
Organism: Schistosoma guineensis
Lineage: Eukaryota; Metazoa; Platyhelminthes; Trematoda; Strigeidida; Schistosomatidae
Source: the annotation of a GenBank genome assembly